Gambusia affinis (western mosquitofish) is the source of this 1116-nucleotide messenger RNA. Its product is annotated as transcription factor Sp8-like. The record is from RefSeq and is a predicted model, not a curated record. Gene Ontology annotation, biological process: regulation of transcription by RNA polymerase II. NCBI's taxonomy places the organism in Eukaryota, Metazoa, Chordata, Actinopteri, Cyprinodontiformes, Poeciliidae. Gene Ontology annotation, molecular function: DNA-binding transcription factor activity, RNA polymerase II-specific; RNA polymerase II cis-regulatory region sequence-specific DNA binding.
AUGCGCUGCAAAGGAGCGGUGGAGCGCGUUGCAGCCUCGAUCCGGCCUUCCAGCUUCUGGUGCACACUUCUGGAUUGCCUCGGGAUUUUCGGCAACAACGGUCAGCGGUUCCACAUCUCACGUCUGGGACGUCAUCCGGCUUCUGCCUCGGACGAUUACUCCGUUUUCAAGUGGAGCACCUUUCAGUCCACACACCCACUCUCCCACACCACUGGACAGCAGUUUUACCAGGAUGUUCCCCACACCUCUUACCCGGACUCAGACCCCUCGCCGCUAACUGGGGAGCAGCUAUGCUCCUGGGCCCCUGCAGCUCCCAGGUCCUCCGCUCGACGGUACUCGGGCAGAGCCACCUGCGACUGCCCGAACUGCCAAGAGGCGGAGAGACUGGGGCCAGCGGGCGCCAGCCUGCGGCGGAAAGGCCUACACAGCUGUCACAUCCCUGGCUGUGGGAAGGUGUACGGCAAAACUUCGCACCUGAAGGCACACCUGCGGUGUGCAACACGGCUCCAGAGGCACUUGCGCACGCACACCGGCGAGAAGCGCUUUGCAUGUCCGGUGUGCAACAAGAGGUUCAUGCGCAGCGACCACCUGAGCAAGCACGUAAAAACUCAUAGCGCCGGGGGGUCCGCUGGCUCCGGCUCCGGGGGCAGCGGGGGAAAGAGGGGUAGCGACACCGAUAGCGAGCACAGCGCGCCGGGGAGCCCUCCGUGCCAUUCCCCCGACUUGUUGCACCCACCUGAAUCCACCCAGGGAGUGGGCAUGAAUGGCCUCUAAAAAACUACAUCAUGUUAGGUAAAAUAAAAUUGAAGAAGAAGAAGAAGAAAAAAAAUCCAAACGAGUGGACAUACUUCAGUGUAUGCGAUCAGCUCCAUCCUAACUGUUGUCAAUUAAGUGUUUAAGUCUGCAAACUGCGUCAUUUCAGCUGUGCCAUCAAAAACGUCAAAAUUAGUGACUUCAGGCGUGAAAGAGAAAAUAUUCUCUUUUAUUUCUCAGUAUGCCUUGAAACGCUUUGAAAUAUGGAGGCCUUGGAAAAGUUGCGCUCCUGCUGUCAAAACUGUCCUAAAAAACCCCAAACACUGGCACUUUAAUAUCGAGCAAAAAUGUGUGUGUGUGUGU